UGUUGCCUUCGUACGGAGAAGAGCCAAUUUAUGUAGAUGAACUGUGAGAACCUGUUUUCCUAGAAAUAUGAAUUGUACGGAGUAUUAAACAAAAAAGGGUAGGAUUGGAAAACUACUCCUAUGUAGUGACUUAAAAAAUUACACUCCUGCAAUUUAAGUUUCAUUUAGUAAUUUCCCCUUUUUAGUAUCCCUAUGGCGGUGGUACAUAUAUAAACUGCACAUAAACACCAUCUUUUUCCGGCAGAGGAGGGAGAGAAGGGGUUCAGUGAAGUGCUGCGAUGGCGGAGAAGCCCCAACCUGUUCAGGUUUUGUAUUGUGGAGUUUGUGGUUUACCCCCUGAGUAUUGUGAGUUCGGCGGACCCGACUUCGAGAAAUGCAAACCGUGGUUGAUCCAGAACGCACCCAAUGUCUAUCCAGAUCUUCUUAGAGGAGCUGAUGGAAAAGAAUCAGAUACAGUAGCUGAUCAGUUUCAAGCAACUUCGAUCUCUGAUGCUGGAGCAGGUUCUUCAGCUCCUAAGCAGGAAGAAGUGAAACGCCUUCCAGGUGGAAAGAUAAAAAAGAAAGACAAGCAAGAAGUUGUGAUUGAAAAGAUGACUCGUAAUAAGAGAAAAUGCAUCACUACCAUUAAGGGGCUAGAAUUAUUUGGCAUCAAACUAAGCGAUGCCUCAAAAAAGCUUGGUAAAAAGUUUGCCACAGGAGCCUCUGUAGUUAAGGGCCCAACCGAAAAGGAACAGAUUGAUGUUCAAGGAGACAUAGCGUAUGACAUUGUGGAUUUUAUUACAGAGACCUGGCAAGAUGUUCCUGAGUCUGCAGUUUUCUUUAUUGAAGAUGGGAAAAAAGUUCCGGCUGUAUAAAAUUUUGGAGGCAAUUUCAUGCAAAACCUUAAUAACCUUUGAUUAUGCUAUUGUGGACAUGUAUAUAUGCGAGAUAUUUAAACAAAUUAUCAUAGUUGUGCACCUGUGCUUGAAGGUAUAGAUGGACAUGUGAACAAUGCAACUGCCUUUUGCAUCUAAUUUGACUUGCAUCCUGAUCAUUUUCUAGUUUUUAUCUUGACUGGCAAUUCUUAUAUGUACUCCCAGGAACUCCGGCUUAAAGUUUGUGGCUAGAUUUUAGCAAUCUUUACCUGCUAAGAUGAUGCUUACUGUUAUGCGUAUUGUCUUCAUUUUUUCUCAUUCUAGGUCUGGGUAGGGGUAUAGCCUGUUUUUUGGUUAGGCAUAUAGGAGUACUGGAAUCAUAAAAUGAGGUGAACAGGAUAGCAUUCUCAGAUGGCUUCAACUUUGGCGAUGCUCUAAAGGUUUUCUAGAAAGGUGUGCUAUAUCGCCUCCCAAUGCAUCACUUAUGUUUGUCAGCCAUUCGGUACUAGGACAAGCUCAUCUCCGACCACUGCAUCAAGAGGAUCCCCUUCUACAUUGCACCCUAGGUUCAUUGGAUGGGCGUGCUACAUCGAACAUACCAUGCGCCACUAGGUCCCAGUUCUCUCUUCAUGAAUCAUGAUUACAAUGUCCACAUCUAGAAUUGGUAUUGUGUCGUCCCGACCAAGUUUGUGUCAAACACCUAUUGGGUGAUGGUCGGUUUCAUUAUUCGCUGCAAGAAGUCCAGUCUUGAUUUGUUCCAUUACUUUUCCCAAGUCUAAGCUCAAGUAUAACAAACUAAAAACAAAAAAAAUAUUUGUACCCACUUUUAUACCCACUUUUGUAUCCACCGUGUCUGUGAGGAAUUUUUUUGUCUGUGAAUCUCAGUCACAAACACAUUAUGUCUAUGCAAAUUAUGUUGUCUGUGAAUUGGAUUGACAGACAAAAAAACUUAUCACAGAUAUUGUGAGUACAUGGUGGGUAUAAAAGUGUGUACAAGAAGAAGUUCUCAACUAAAAAAGGUUACCUUAUUGUCA
Messenger RNA from Cuscuta epithymum, 1888 nucleotides. NCBI's taxonomy places the organism in Eukaryota, Viridiplantae, Streptophyta, Magnoliopsida, Solanales, Convolvulaceae. The record is from the annotation of a GenBank genome assembly.